Molecule: messenger RNA, 3606 nt
Organism: Propithecus coquereli (Coquerel's sifaka)
Lineage: Eukaryota; Metazoa; Chordata; Mammalia; Primates; Indriidae
Product: protein piccolo-like
Exons: 4
Coding region: 292-3606 (1104 amino acids)
Biological process (GO): presynaptic active zone assembly; protein localization to synapse
Cellular component (GO): cytoskeleton of presynaptic active zone; glutamatergic synapse; GABA-ergic synapse
Molecular function (GO): metal ion binding; structural constituent of presynaptic active zone
Source: RefSeq, a predicted model, not a curated record
AGAUCUGCUUCUCCGCGGCUCCGGGCGCUGAGGCGGCGUCCGGGAGGCGUCUUCUGCAAAGGUUGCCUGGCGCUGUCCAACAUGGAGGAAGCUCCGGCCGCGGGCGUCACCUGCGAGCGGGACUAACCCCCUCCUGGCGUUCCGGGCAGCGGUGCCCGGUCCCGAGCCCAGGGACUCGGCCGCCUGCACGCCCCGCGGGGGACCCCGGCUCGGGUUGCCGCCUGGCCGCGGGCUUCUCGACUGGGACGCAGCGCCAAGAGGGAGCGCGGCGGCCCCAAGUCUCCCUGAGCCAUGGGCAACGAGGCGAGCUUGGAAGGGGAAGGGCUCCCCGAAGGGCUGGCGGCGGCGGCAGCGGCGGCAGCCGGAGGAGGGGCUGGCGGGGCGGGGAGCGCCUUGCACACCGUGAUCCCGGCCGGCAUGGAGGCGGAUCUGAGCCAGCUGAGUGAAGAAGAGAGGAGACAGAUCGCCGCUGUCAUGUCAAGGGCGCAGGGGCUGCCCAAGGGAAGCGUUCCCCCGGCCGCUGCGGAGUCGCCUUCCAUGCACAGGAAACAAGAGUUGGACAGUAGUCAUACUCCAAAGCAACCAGGAAAACCACCGGACCCUGCACGUCCAGCUCAGCCUGGUCUCAGUAAAAGUAGAACUACAGACACUUUUAGGUUGGAGCAGAAAUUGCCUGGGAGGAGUCCUUCCACUAUUAGCUUGAAAGAAUCAAAGUCCAGAACUGAUUUUAAGGAAGAGCACAAGUCUAGUAUGAUGCCUGGCUUCCUUUCAGACGUUAACCCUUUAAGUGCUGUCUCCUCUGUUGUAAAUAAAUUCAACCCAUUCGAUUUGAUAUCAGACUCUGAGGCAUCCCAGGAGGAAACCACCAAGAAACCAAAAGUAGUUCAGAAGGAACAAGGAAAACCUGAAGGAAUCACAAAACCUCCAUCACAACAAUCAUCACCCAAGCCAGCUCCUAAGCAGCCAGGACCUGUUAGAGAUCCACUUCAGCAGGAUGGCUCUCCCAAAUCAGUAUCUUCUCAGCAACCAGAAAAAAUUAAAUCACAACCUCCAGGUACAGGAAAGCCAAUUCAGGGGCCUGUCCAAGCUCCUCAGACAGACCAGGUGAAAUUGCCACUUCGAGAUGCAACCAGGCCUCAGACUAAACAGUCAGACAUAGUAAGAGGAGAAUCAGUUAAACCCUCAUUGCAAAGCCCAUCCAAACCACCUAUUCAGCAAGCAAGUCCUGGAAAACCUCCAGCCCAGCAGCCUGGACCUGAAAAAUCACAACCUGGGCCUGCAAAGCCCUCAGCUCAGCAACCAGGGCUAGUGAAACCACUUGCUCAACAGCCAGGGACAGUGAAGCCCCCAGCCCAGCCUCCAGGAACAGCAAAGCCUCCAGCUCAGUCUCUUGGGUCUGUAAAGCCUCCAGCUCAGCAGGCUGGGUCAGAGAAGCCUUCAUCUCUGCAACCUGGGCCAAAGUCUCUAGCUCAGCCUCCUGGAAUUGGAAAGACUCCAACACAACAGCCAGGGCCAGGAAAGCCCCCAGCACAGCAGUUGGGGACACCAAAACCCCCAGCUCAACAUCCUGGGCCACAGUCUCCAGCUAAGCCACCUGGAUCUACAAAGACUCCAGUCCAGCAGCCUGGGACAACAAAGUCUCCAGCUCAGCAGCCUGGGCUGGGAAAGACUCCAGCUCAACAGCCAGGCCCAGCGAAGCCUCCUGCUCAACAGCCUGGCCCAACAAAGACCCCUUCUCAACAACCUGGCUCAGCAAAGCCCCCACCUCAACAGCCUGGCUCAGAAAAACCCUCGGCUCAACAGCCUACUCCAGCAAAGCCUUUAGCUCAGCAAUCUGCAAAACCAGUAAGCCAAAUGGGAACUGGGAGACCUCUGCAGCCACCAACAUCUUCUCUGCCUACAACACAGCCUCCAUCACAAGGCCUGCCUAAAACCAUCUGUCCUCUUUGCAAUACCACUGAACUUCUUUUGCAUGUUCCAGAAAAGGCCAAUUUUAACACAUGCACUGAGUGUCAAACCACUGUCUGUAGCCUCUGUGGUUUUAACCCCAAUCCUCAUUUAACCGAGAUAAAAGAGUGGCUCUGUUUAAACUGUCAGAUGCAAAGAGCUCUAGGAGGUGAUCUGGCUCCAAUUCCAUCAUCACCCCAGCCCAAACCGAAGACUGCCCCUGUUACUCCUACAUUAGCAGUGAGCAAAUCAUCCCCACAGUCACAGCAGACUUCCCCAAAGAAGGAUAUUGCACCCAAACAGGACAUUUCCAAGGCACCUGAGUCUAAAAAGCCACCACCACUAGUGAAACAACCAACCCUUCAUGGCUCUCCCCCAGCCACUGCCAAGCAGCCUCCUGUGGCAGAGUCUUCAUCCAAGCCAGCCCCUCCCAAAGAGCCUUCUAUCCCAUCCGAGAAGGCCAAGGACCCUGUUGUUGAUGAUAAACCAAAGCAGCCGAAGACAGUAAAGCCACCCCCAGACAUUGUGUCUUUAUCCUCAGCAACAAAACCUGAUAUUCCAAGCUCCAAAGUACAGUCACAGGCUCAAGAGAAAACAACCCCUCCUCCAAAAGCGGAUUCUGCCAAACCUUCACAAAGUUUUCCACCAACAGGAGAAAAAGUCACCCCAUUUGAUUCUCAAGUCAUACCUCGACCUGCAUCAGAUUCAAAAAUUAUUUCACAUCCUGGGCCUAGUUCAGAGAGCAAAGAUGAAAAACAAGUUGAUCCAGUUCAGAAGAAAGAAGAACCUAAGAAAGCACAAACCAAAAUGAGUCCUAAACCUGAUGCCAAGCCAAUGCCAAAAGGGUCACCAACACCCCCUGGCUCACGACCUACCACUGGCCAAACCGUCCCCACAUCUCAACAGCCCCCAAAGCCUCAGGAACAGUCGAGACGUUUCAGUCUGAAUCUGGGAAGUAUUACUGAUGCUCCUAAAUCACAGCCUACAACUCCUCAAGAAACUGUGACCGGGAAACUUUUUGGGUUUGGAGCAUCGAUUUUCAGCCAGGCAUCAAAUUUAAUUGCCACAGCAGGCCAACCUGGACCUCAUUCACAAAGUGGGCCAGGGGCACCAACAAAACAAGUCCCUCCCCCUUCACAGCCACCUACUUCUCAGGGGCCACCCAAAUCCACAGGUCAGGCACCACCACCACCUGCAAAGACUGCACCUGUGAAAAAGGAAACAAAAGCCCCAGUAGCUGAAAAAUUAGAACCCAAAGCUGAACAAGUUACAGUGGUAAAAAGAACAGAAACAGAAAAGAAGCCUCCACCUAUUAAGGACAGUAAACCUUCAACAGCUGAGCCUCAAAAGGCUGUUCUUCCUCCCAAACCAGAGAAAACCCCCAAACCAGAAUCAGUCUGUCCUCUCUGCAAAACUGAACUCAACAUAAGUUCUAAGGAUCCUCCUAACUUCAAUACCUGCACUGAAUGCAAGAACCGAGUGUGUAAUCUCUGUGGAUUUAACCCUACGCCACACUUGACUGAGGUGAUGCUAAGAUGUGGCAGGUUAGGAUUCACACUUGCCCUUGGUAGUGGAGGUCAGCGCAGCAGCGAGCAGGGCCAUUGCAACAGCAGCGCCAGCACAGCGUCUUACGUGGCUGCUUCUAUAUCUCCACCUUGA